Molecule: messenger RNA, 2277 nt
Organism: Bemisia tabaci
Lineage: Eukaryota; Metazoa; Arthropoda; Insecta; Hemiptera; Aleyrodidae
Source: RefSeq, a predicted model, not a curated record
UCGAUAUAUCAUGCUGCAAAGAUAGGGCUAUGUCUUGUCUCAUCUUGCUGACAAAGCCAGUGAAAGUUUCAUUAAUCAGGCGGCUGGUUUCUCACGGUAGAGUGAAUGGACAAUCAGGGGAAGUUGUCAUCGAGAGAUAAGGGACGAAGAUUCAUAUGUACGCAAAGGUAGAGGAAGUUGUUGAAGUUUUCAGAAGCGUAGCACGACAUCCAGCGCCAACUGGUGCUACCAUUUUGAAAGGUAAUCAAGGAGGUUUUGCGAUAGUUUCAACUUGGUCGCAAAGAAGUCUAGAACAUGGACGGAGAGUGAAAUUUCAGCUAACCAACUUGAUCGAUAGUUCAUUAAACCAGCCCAUCAGUACACUGCCUGUUGAUGUCUCUUCUGUUGUUCUGUCGAGCAUUUCAAAAUCAGAAAAACUUAAAGCUGUCGUUCAAGAGAUCACAGCCGAAAACUCCUCUAAAAAAUAUGUGUUAGAAAUCUGGAGAACCCAUCAGCUGUGGCGCAGUUUUGAUUUGACAGCAUUAGAUGUUCAUGGAGACAUAUAUUAUGAUCGUAAUUUCGGCUGUUUAGAAUGGUCACCAUGUGAAAAGAAACUACUGUUUGUAGCAGAAGCCAAGAAACCUAAAGCAGAGCCUUUUUUCAAAUCAAAAUCUGGAUCUAAAGAAUCAGAAUCAAAGCCAGGGGAGCCAAAGCCGUUAAAGGGUGAAGAAUAUGUCUAUCGAGAAGAAUGGGGCGAACAGUUGGUUGGUAAACAUCAAUCUUGUCUCGUAGUCUGUGAUAUUGAAUCUGAAUCAAUUUCCGUUUGCCCUGGAGUACCGCCUGAGUAUUGUCCCGGUUCAGCUGUCUGGUCUCCAAAUAAUAUCAAAUAAGAAAAUGUCCGCCAUGAGCCCUCGUUUUAGCCCUGAUGGAAAGAUUUUGGUCUAUCUAGAACGUGUUCCCACAGGUGCCCACCGAGCUUGUAUGCAAAUAAUCAAAUAUCAUUGGCCUUCUGGAAAUUCUGAAGUCAUUUUUGACAUUGUUUCGCAUCAGAAAACCAUAUGCAACAACAACGUUUUCUAUGGAGUUUUUUGUGAUUCACUGCCCAAAAGAUGUUUUUCAAAGGAUAGUAAAUACGUUGUUUUUAGCACCGAACAAAAAUUUCAAGUCUCAUCUUAUAUAUUAGAUAUAGAGUCUGGCAGUCUGAAUCAAUUAGUCUUGAAUGAAAAAGGAAGUGUCCAAGUCUUGGAUGUUGAUGAAGACUUAGUCGUUUGUGCAAAAUCUUCAUUUGCGGUUCCCUUUUCUUUGAUUGUUUCCCAUUUAUCCUUCGAUGGGAUUACCCUUUGGACGCCCUUAACAGACUGGUGCCAGGAUGCCUCUCCAAGCAAUUUAGUAGUCAAAUACAUGUCCCUUACAGCACCUAAUUCUGAGGAAGUCAAUUCAUUUAGUGCCAUUUACUUUGGACCGGAAUCAGGCGAACCUCAGUCAGUUCCAUUGGUAGUGUUCCCUCAUGGAGGACCUCAUGUCUCCGUGCCAGAUUCGUUUGAUGUGUUUUCUGCAGAUUUUUAUACAAGAUUAGGAUUUGCCACUUUGUUCCCCAAUUACCGAGGAUCCACUGGUCAAGGUCAAGCAUCAGUGGAUUAUUUGUUGGGUAAAGUUGGUGACACUGAUGUGAAAGAUGUUCAUCAAGCAACUUGCGAAGCAUUGAAAACUUUUCCGUGCCUUAACCAGAAUGCAGUCGUCCUUAGUGGUGGAUCUCAUGGUGGCUUCCUUGUUGCGCAUCUGUCAGCACAGUAUCCGAACUUCUACAAAGCUGUUGUCUCGCGUAAUCCUGCAUUAGAACUGUCUUCUAUGUUCAUGACGUCUGACAUUCCUGACUGGUGCACCACUGAAGCAGGAUUUUUGUAUAAAGGCUACACAGGGGAUAAUGCUGUUUGGGAGAAAAUGAGGAACGUUUCACCUAUGAAACUUGUGGAUAAAAUAUGUGCUCCCACAUUGUUUUUAAUCGGCAAAAAUGAUCUCCGUGUGCCACCCUCCCAAGGAACAGCUCUGUACCAUGCUUUGAGAGAGCGGAAUGUAGAAACAAAAAUGCAUGUAUACGCAGACAAUCAUUCUCUGUUUACGAUUCCUGUGGAAUUAGACAGUUGCAUCAAUGCAGCACUAUGGUUAAUUCAACAUAUUGAAGUCAGAAAAAGCUAGUAGCUCGCAGGAGAGGAAAGAAAUAUCUACAGUGUUCCCGCAGUAAUGCUUUGUACGAAUUUGGAUACAACUUUUGUGAAAUAUAUUUUUGUUAAAUCUGAA